AUGACCGACACUCUUUAUGAACAUAUAUUUGUUCAGCUCAAACAGUUACUUCCCAUUGAGUCUUCUAUGUCAACUUAUGCAGAAAUAGAGAAUGAGCCUUUCUAUGUGAAUGCUAGAUUAGCUCUUUUUAAUUUGGGAAUAGUAGAGGGUUUGGAGACAAUGAUAAGGCACUUUUUAAAACUCAUGGAUAAAAUUAUAUUAAAACAGGGUUCAGGGACAGAAAGGUUUAAUGAAGAUGAGUUGAACUCACUGCUGGUUUUGUUAAGGUUAUUGAACGAUAUAAUAGAGGUCUGUUGGCAGGAAUACGAAUAUCAACAGACCUCUUCGGAAAGUGAGAAAAAGCGUGCUCUAAAGAAUCAUGAAAAACUAUACUUGCAGUUUUCGGUAGGGUUUGCAACACAGCGAGAUUAUUCUCAUACGAUUUCUCCGCCACCAAUGGAUCCGGGUAUCGCGGAUACUCUGAUAAAGGUCAUUUCGAAUUGCAAAUCAAGUUCACAUAGCCAGAACUUGUUGCGGCAAAUAGCGGGCAGUUUAUACCGUACAGGAGAGCUCGCAGGGAGAGCCAGUGUAAUUGAAAAAGAAAGUAAGGGUCAGAAUAUGACAGAGUACGCUAAACUGUUAGGAAAUCUAGAUAUAUGCAAUGAAGCCCUUAUGAGGUUUAUUGCAGCGGCAAAUUCAGAUCAGUUUUACCGUUACGUUGAAGAAAACAUCGUUGCACAUUCAUUACAGGAACUGCCCAAUAGUAAUAGUCUUGUCCAAUACUUGGACUUAUUUUCCUACUUUUUCAUCACAGAUAAAAAUCUUCCGAAGUUUCUGGAACUAACGUCAAGAAUGGUUGCACAUUUCAAGAAUCCUGUACAUCGAGAGUUUUUAUUGACUUUUGUUUCACAAUCCAUCAAGAUGUGGUUAUUGUCUCGCCCAAAGGAGUAUUUACGUGUUGCUAAUGAUAUUGUAAAAAACCCGAAUGAUCCUACAGUACGCAGAAUUGUGAAAGAAUCGUCAUACCUAUUCGAAGAAGUGUACGCCUCGUUUAAUGUUGCUUCGAUUCUUACUGAAGCGCCGUCUACACAUCCUAAUUCGUCUUCUCCUACCACAAGUGGGACUUCUACAUCCUUGCAUUCGUCAAUGCAUGAUCCACUUUCAAGUAGUAGGGUGGUUAAUGGUAGUUUGUAUUCUUCCACAAAUACCCAUACAGCAACAAAAAUCUCUUCUGAAGAUGGUUUGCAUUCUAGUUCAGCGCUCGCAUCUUCGGAUGUUGCAACUACUUACACUAGCAUAUCGAAAGACGUCGAUGAUACCGAAAACCUAACGAAUCUCUCAGUGCUAAGAUUUCUAUCUUGCAUUCUCAUGCUUCAUCCGCAAACAUUUGAUGAAAUUAAUUCAAUUAGGUUCAAAAAUAUACCUGAUAUAAUUACUGGUGACGAGAUCUCGGCCACAAGUGGCCAGGAGUCGGAUAAAGAUAGAGUAACAUCGUCACAACAGUUUGGGGAUAGACCCGCACGUCCUAUGAGUUCCCUUCCAUUAGUUGCGAAUGGAAGCAGCAGAACUAAAUUUUUAAUGACACUUAUCAGGAUUUUAAAUGGGUCACAAGUUGUCUCUGACAAGGCCCUAUUGGACACAUUACGCACAUUGAUCUUAAUAUCUAGACUAUCCGCUGCGAUGUUUGCGUAUGACAAAUAUACUCCACCCAUCUAUUUUAGUAGAAGGAUAUUUCUUGUCAUGUGCGAUAGCCUACAAUUAUGCAAAGAGGCGCCCGGGAGGAAACACGUAUUAAUAGCGAAGUGUCUCUCGAGACAUCCAGUUGCACAUACUAAAUUACAAGUAGACUACUUUCCUGUAGCGUGUUCAUUGGAGCCAGUGGUUUUUCACCAAAAGAUAGAGGAGUUCCUAAUGGAAAAACGUGAGGGAUUGGAACAUCUAAGAAUGGUCACUGAGGGUUUAAAGAUAUUCUUUACUCUUUCGCAAUAUGAAACGCCAAAAGAUCAAGUUGUUGAGAGAGCAUUUGUUUUACUACAAAGGACAGCGCAUGAAAUGUCAGAUAUAUUAUUAAGGUACUCAGCUGUCCUAGAUGACAGGGUUAACGGCAUUAUAGAUGAUCUUUUUGAAGGUUUGCUUGUGGAAGAUGACAGUUUGGAUAAUGUUCCAAGUAGUGAUCCUGAUCCCACUAUACCAGGCUUCAUGGACCCCUUUAUACCUAUAGAAAGUCCAAAACUGUCUUCUCAUGCGUCAUCUGUUCCAUCUUCUCACUCCAUGGCUACCGAUAAGAGUGACCAGCCGCACUAUUUUUCUUCUCCACAAUUGAGGCCUCAAAUGGAGUCGCCACAUGCAAUGAGGUCUCACCAUAGCUCCUCUAUUAUGAAGAGAGCCACUGGCUCUCCGGUGGAUGAAAGGUUACAAAGAAUAGUUCGCCCUUCUUCGACUGCUACAAGUACCAAAUCACCAUUUGGCUUUACAUAUGCAUCGGAAGCUAAUUCACAAGCUUCAUUUCAGCAGUCAAGCACAGCAGCACCACUUUCAUCCGGUCACUUAAGUAAUGAAAACCCCGAGGAGAGUAUUUUACAGACUGCCCGUGAAAUAAUGGUGAAUAUUUACACAAGUUACGAAGAUACAUUACAUUUUUACAUGAGAAAUCCAAGUUCAAGAAAUGUCUCACCAAUACCCGUAGAAAAUUUAAAUGCCUUUGUUAAACCUGUUUUUGUGGGUCUUAUCGAAGAAGGAACUGAGACUCAUAAAGCAGUGCUAGCAUAUAGUGACGUUGGCGUAUCGUACUUUAAACAUUUUAAGAACGAUCUGACAUUGGAAUAUGCAUUGAGCAUAUGUAAAUCAUCGGGUUAUCUUAUUAUACUUUUGGCUGCAGUACUGUUCAAUUUAACUUUGAGUGAGGAGAGACGUGAGCAUUUAUUGACGCUCCUUACUCGAUUCUGGGAAUUCAGGUUAGAGGUAAUAAAACAUUUUGAUUCGAUUAACCAUCUCCAUGAAUUAAACGAGGCCGAGUCGGUCCUAUUUCUACUCAUUAGAGGAUCUUGUGGAAGAGCUUUAUUUAUUUCACUUUGCUCUCAUGAACCUAGGAUACACAAAUUGUUGAAAAACGGUUUUAAACUCUAUUGCAAGGAAGUAGAAUACCGCAGUAAAAUAACGGGAGAGUCCGAUUACUUGCAGAAGGAUAAUAAAUCAUUCCUUACUGCCAUCUGCCGUGAUUCUUACGUUGCCACAGGUGCUUUGGCAUUUCAGCGAAGAUUAAGGUCAGACAUAUUAUGUCAUAUAAAGUAUCCAGACCGUAUUUUAUAUGAUAGCCUUAAGCUAAUAUACAAUCGUUGGUAUGAAAUGUCUAAAGCUACAGGACUCACGCAAACGGAGUUAAACCACUACAGGAAUUACGCUGGUAUUAUUGCGGCAUCUAGUGGUGUAUUUUUGACGAUUGACACAGAGACCCUGAAUAACUUAUCAUAUCUAGCUAAUGUGAGGCAUAGAAUUGCGGCUAAUAUAGAUUAUUUCAUCAAAAAACAAUGUCAGUCGCUCGAUAAUGAAGAUUUACUGACUAGGGAGAAUUCAAAAGAUAUAAUUAGUACCGAGUUACAUCCUCUCGUUUUCCCUACUUUAUUCCAUCAUCUGAAGGCGAAAGUUCGUGAGUUGGAAGCAAUAGAUGUAAUCGCUCCUGAGAAUGAGCUUUCCUUCAUACUUCUAGAACAAAUUAUUUUAAUUCUACGGGUUAUUAUGGAGCGUGACGAUGAAAUUGAUAUUUUGGUUCAAAUAUCCCUGGACUUGCUAGAUUUAAUAGAGGGUAUUUUCAAAAUAGUCGAGCAAAUCAAACAUGAUUCACCAAAAUAUUUUAAAUGUAUUAUUCAAUUAUCCAAGAUGUUAAGAUCUUGCGAGCAUUCAGAGGAAAGGUUGUGCCUUUCAGGAUUCAUGUUAAUAAAGAAUAGGUGGAUCCGCACAGCAAUGCAAUGGUUUGAAUCAACAAUUUUCAAGGAGUAUGAUUUAGAUAAUUUGGGUAAACCACAUCGUAAUAUGGACUUACAGAGGCGUGACUUGGAUUAUCUGUACAUUGAUACUUCUAUUGAAUCAUCCAAAGUGUUGGCGUAUCUUACAAAAAAUCUUGUACUUGAGGCCCCUCCCUCAUUAUCUGAAACAGAACUAAUUAGAUCGAAACAAGUUGUGUUCGGGAACUUUUUCAACAUUCUGCUAAAAGGUUUAGAGAAAAGCACUAGUAUAAAGAAGUUCCCUCCUACACUAAGGCAUAAAAUUGGGCUGUUAAACGAUAACAUCACCACUUCUCUCACAAAUUUACUAAAUUUUAAUGUCGACGUCGGUUUUAAAUACGCAUUACCGAUUGGCUAUUCCCCAAACAGAAAUAUUAAAGUUGCAUUCUUAAAGGUAUUUGUGAAUAUCGUCACAAAUUUUGAUAUCUCUAAUAAGGAAAUAACCCAGAAAAGGAAUGCAGCUAUCGAAGAGCUUGCUAUGGCUGCUGUUAAAGAUCCUAGCUUAGUGUCUAAAACAGCUAGGGUAUGUCCUGCAAAUGACACAGAUGCACUUGCUGGAUCCUUGGUUUCAAUAUUUAACAUUAAGAACGCUGCUCAUUUGAUUGUAAUUGAACUUAUUAGGGACGAAAUUAGUACAGCAUCCAGGUAUAUGGAUAUCUUGAGAAGAAAUAGUUGUGCUACCAGAGCGUUGUCAAUGUAUUCGAGGCUCAAAGGCGGUGCCUAUUUGGCCGCAGUUUUAAAACCGGUAAUCGAUGGAGUUAUUUCAACUGGUGAAACUUUUGAUGUAGAGAAAAUAUCACCAGAUGAUCCUGACUGUGAACGCAAUGUGGCUUUACUUUCCAAGUAUUUGACUAUAUUAGUUGACUCAAUUGUUGGCUCUAUUGACAAAGUUCCUCCAGAAUUUUUUGUUAUUUGCCAGGCUAUUUACCGUUAUGUCAAUGAAAAGUUCCCAGAUGUUGCAGAGAUCGCGGUUGGUUCAUUUAUCUUCUUACGUUUCUUCUGCCCAGCACUAGUGAGUCCAGAUUCGGAGGGAUUAAUAGGAACUUUUUACGCUAAAGAAAGGCGUUCUUUCAUAGUACUUGCAAAGGUUAUCCAAAAUAUUGCCAAUGGUUCUGUUUCGUCUUUAAAAUGGCCUGCUUUACAGUCUAAAGCAGACUUCUUGAAGGAAAGCGGCGAUAGGAUAUUCAAGUUCCUAAAGGAGCUAUCGAACUCUGAUAGACAGGUUACUAUAACCACGGCACCAGAAAACAAGGUCACAGUUGAUGAUUUCCAUUUGUUACACAAGUUCUUAUAUCAUCAUGCUCUGGAUGUCAGAAAGGAAAUCAUAAACUCGAACAUUAAAUCUUCUGAAGACUUGGAGCGUUUAAAAAUGAGCGGCAAACUUAUAGACAAUCUUCUCGGCCUUUUGGGUCAACCGAGAAUGGAAUUCAAGAACGCUAUACCACCAUAUAUUAGGGAGAAUAUGGAAUCAAAUCCCGAGUUAUAUGACUUCAUGAGCAGACAUUCCUUGAAGACACUUGACGAUGUAGAUAUACCCUUUGUCCACACUUCCGUAACAUCAGAUGGUUUACCUGCCCUCGUAUUUUCAUGGGUGCUAGCAGCAAAAUACCUUCAAAUCGAUAUUGAAAUGGUAUUAUACAGAAUGUUCCAAAUAUAUGCCAAAAUAUGGACAACCAGGCAUUAUGUUGUAGUGGAUUGUACAAGUUUUGAAUCCAAACACUUAGACGAGAUGGCCGUGAAAAAGGUUAUAGCAAUGUGUUACAAACUAUUACCAAAUGAACUUUCAAAAAAUUGUGUUGGCUUUUACCAUUAUAAUUUAACCAAAAGGUAUCUGGAUAUUUGGCUGCCUAUAAUAAAAGCUAAUCUAAAUCUGGUAACACUUGAUGUGCCUUGUUAUUUUCUCAACUCUAAUUCCCCUUUAAAAACAAUAAAGAUGCUUGGACUCUCCGAUUACAGUGCAGAUCUCUAUUCAGAUGUUAGAGUAACUUUACAUGAUGCUUCAUUAUAUGAUGAAACGCACCAAAGGUUUGAGCCGAUCACACUAAAAGUCAGUAAUAAGCAUUUUCAGGUUGUUUAUAAAACCCCUAAAAGUGUUAAGGUGACUAAGAACGGCGGAAUUUCCGAAAUAUAUUUCAACAAUGUGUUUGAAAUUUCCGAGAUCAAAUCCGCGGGUAUUAGUAACGAUAGGGGAGUCCCAUAUGAGUUUUUUAUUCAGAUGGAAGAUGGACAAAAUUUAACGUUUUCCAGUCCAAAGUAUCUGGAAGUUUUAAAGAUCCUACACUACUCACAAGCUCGGUUAGAGGAGGAAAGUAAAGAUGAACUACCUGGUGCUAUACUUUCAUCACAAGAUCAUGACAAAAAGAAAGAUAUUACCUAUAUUAUUGGACAUAUAUUGAUGAUUAUAUUUGUUGGUUUGAACAGUGAGGACGAGGCUGUUGAGGCUGUCGGUUAUAAUUUGCUUGCUGCAACACAAUCUACUUUUGGCCUCAAUUUUGGGCAUAAGUUGACUAUAUCCCCUGAAGUUUAUGUUCCUGGUGACAGUUCGGCGUUCUACAACUCUAUUUUAAAUGGAUUAGCCAUUACUGCUCCUGAGUUGGCUGAAUGCAUCUGGCUCAAUUCUAUGGAUUUACUGGAAAAUGUUUUGAAUGAUAAGCAAAUACCAAGAUUGCUUGUUGCUUUGUCACCUUGGACUAAAAACCUUUACGAGAACGUCUAUAUGGUGGAUGAUGAAGAAGGCCAUGACUUGACUGUCCAUAUCAUCCGCAGGUUGAUUAGAAUAACGGCAAAGCAAGAACUUCACUCACUACUGUACGCGCAAUUUAUAUGGACAAAUUUAAUUCUAGAAGGUAACUUGACAGAACUGAUCUUUGAACAAGUUAUAUACCAUUGUGUCGAUAGAGAAUCAGAAGGUUCAGAUUGGAGAAAAAUUGUUUUUAUUUUAACAAGGAUUCCAACCCCAGAUGUGUGUGGCUUAGUACUAACCCGAAUCCACAAUAUUAGUAAUUCAUUUUUACCAACGUUAAAGAUGGAAGCAUCAACUCAUAGCUGGUCGGAAUUAAUUAUUUUAGUUGAAAUUGCAGUGUCACUUUUAUUUGAUUCCUUGUUAUUGGCUCAAAUCUUUUUGCCAGAUAUCCUUUGUGCUGUAUCAUUAUUGAUUGACGUUGGACCAACGGAGCUCAGAUCGGCACUUCACAGACUUUUAAUGAAUGUGUGUCAAUCAUUCUCAAAUAACGAAUUACUUCCAGAUGCAAAUCGAAAGAAUUUGGAAAUUGUAUCAAAUGUUUUUGCUAGACAGAAGCUAAAAUUUAUGUUUGGGUUUAGCCAAGACAAGGGACGUGUGUUACAAAACUUUAGUGCCUCAUCCUUCCUGACGAAGUUCACUACCCUGGAGUGCUUUAUUGAUAACAUUAUUUUAUUAAUGGAUAAUGCUUCUGUUAAUGAUUCGCUAUAUUGGAAGACGAAAUACAUUAUCUAUAUUAUUGGAGUGGUAACGAAUGUAGAGUCAUUUUUAUCAUCCAGGGCAAUGAUGAUUAUGGGUAUUGUUGCAAGAAGCGGUAUUGAUGACCAAAUUUGCCGUAAGUUAUUAACGCAAACAAUGAAGGUAAUGGCAGUACCAUGUAUAACAGAAGAACUGCUCUUCUAUGCGAUUUCUCACGUUUUUGCAUACAGCAGGAUAGUUGAUGGCUUAAAGCCCAGUUCUGAAUUACUACCGCAGUUAUUUUGGUUAUCGACUACAUAUAUGCGAUCCCCCAAUACUAUGAUUUACCAAGGUGGUUUAUUACUCAUGGUUAAUAGCUGUCAGAGGUUAAAAUUGGGAAAUACAGAAGAUAAUCGGCCGAAAUCCAUUUUCGCAUAUCUAUACUCAAGAAGAGAAUUCUUUAAACCUGUACUAGAUGAGUUAGAGUCAUUGCUCAAGUUACACUUUACGACAGAAAUUUCGCGCAUGUUCUGAUAACGUUUAUUUCUAAAGGUCUUUUGGUGCCAUUCGUGAGAGGAAUUGCAAUCGAUGCUUUAACCAAGUUUUUCAAGUUGACCUACGCUGAAUUUCAAGAAUCGGGCAGCAACGAGUACUUGGUAUUUUUAUUAUUCCUGUAUAUCGUCCAGCGUCCUGAUCACUUUGAAAAGUUGAAGAAUGAAGUUGGUAUCGACUCCACCGUUGUAUUGUUGGACGAUGAUGCUACAAAGAUUCCACAGGUUUUAUUAACCUGGUUAGAAAGUGGCGAAUGUAGUGCUGAAAUCACCUUAUACCAAACAGCAGUAUACUUUGCUUCUCGUAGUUCAGAUGAGCCAAGCAAGGCACGGUUUUUAUUACUAUUAAAGCAUUUGGCAACUAAUCGAUCUCCUGUGGUUUUCAAGGUAUUGGGUGUCAUGAAAGAAGAAUUGAAACGUAUAAACACGUUUGAUGUUGCAAACAACGUUGUAAACAUAUCCUUUGUCGUCAUAAGGCUGCUGGUGAUACAGCGAGAGUUUAUCAGCUUCAAUGAAAUUUCGGCGCAAAUGGAAGCAUAUUUAGCAUCCAGGGAUUUAAUUGGCAUAUCAGACAUUGAAUCAGAUUUGACUUCAAACGAUCUUAUAACUCUCAACAAGUACCAGAGGGAAGUGUUUUAUGAAAGGAGAAAACAAGUGCUUACAAUAGUCAGCAAAAUUAUUGAGUCAGAACAGUAG
This is a messenger RNA of Eremothecium sinecaudum, 8645 nucleotides long. Its product is annotated as RasGAP domain-containing protein. The transcript has a single exon. NCBI's taxonomy places the organism in Eukaryota, Fungi, Ascomycota, Saccharomycetes, Saccharomycetales, Saccharomycetaceae. Gene Ontology annotation, biological process: regulation of GTPase activity. The record is from RefSeq and is a predicted model, not a curated record.